This is a messenger RNA of Venturia canescens, 4306 nucleotides long. It is a transcript of the gene tst, whose product is annotated as twister. The coding region runs from base 135 to 3845 and encodes 1236 amino acids. Gene Ontology annotation, biological process: nuclear-transcribed mRNA catabolic process, 3'-5' exonucleolytic nonsense-mediated decay. The record is from RefSeq and is a predicted model, not a curated record. Gene Ontology annotation, molecular function: ATP binding; RNA binding; RNA helicase activity. Gene Ontology annotation, cellular component: Ski complex. Lineage: Eukaryota; Metazoa; Arthropoda; Insecta; Hymenoptera; Ichneumonidae. The transcript has 11 exons.
CGUAUUUCAGGCCUGACGGCUCACCGCAAUUUGGGGUUAUCCGUUAUACCUUUGAUUAUUGUUUCUAUUGUUUAUUUUGUUCUUGCAAAAAAUAUUGCUAAUAUAAGCGCUUUGGCAUUAUCUGCAAAUGAAAGAUGGAUAUCACAGACGGAAGCUGCAUGGUCGAGCUUCCCUUUGGGCCACCUCCAAUAUUCUCAGAGAUAGAGGAUGAAUUACGAGAAUACAUAGAAUGUCCCGAAAGAUUGCCCAUACAUCAAGUAGAAAAUGUUCAAGCAUAUUGGCCAAGAGAGCCGGACAUACUUGCACUUAUUGACUAUGAUCUUUCACCCGUUGGGACAACUUUGAAAUUCGACAGAGACCCUAUAACGGGUAAAAUAAGCAACAUGCGGGAAGACACGCUGCAAGGAGCUGGAGAAACAGCAAGAAAUUCAAUGUCUAUGAGUCGAGCACCCGGUCCUCCCACUGAGGGAGUUCAAGGAAACUCCAGCAAUUUUCCAUUCUGGCCGGGAGGUUUUGACGAGCCAAGCGUCAGUAAAACUUUUUCUUCAAAUGAUCUAGAUUUUGAGAACAAUCUCAGAACACUGGCCAAAGGAUUCAGAUCAGGUGUGUUGUUUAAGAAAGACAAUUUUACACCAAAAACAGUUACAGGUAACAGUGCAAAAAAAGUUGAGACAAAAUCGAAACAAGUUGGGGAUCGAAAGGACAAGGUAAACUUAAUGGCGAUGUUACGUGACGAGGAAAAUCAAUUAGGACUGUGGUCAGUUUCGAAUGAAACGAAAGACACCGAAGUUAACGUGUCUCAAGUCGAGGACGAUAACGAAUUAUCGAAAUUGGCAGACGUGGAAGAUAUACCUUUAGAAUCGUGGAACGUACCAAUCAUUAAAACUACUGACAAAACAACGAAAAAUAUGCACGCUGAAUGGGCAGAACAAUUGGACGUCUCAGUGCCGGUUGUUGAUUUCGAUAAAAAAGUACCUAAACCCGCGAUGACCUUUGAGUACGAACUCGAUACCUUCCAGAAACAGGCCAUUUUGAAAUUGGAGGAAGGCUGCAACGUUUUUGUUGCUGCUCACACUUCCGCCGGUAAAACUACCGUUGCUGAAUACGCGAUAGCGUUGAGCCAGCAGCAUAUGACAAGAGUGAUUUAUACGUCGCCUAUCAAAGCUCUGUCUAAUCAAAAAUAUCGCGACUUUAAGAGAAAUAAAGUGUUUGAUAGCAUCGGAUUAAUAACCGGUGACAUGCAGAUCAAUCAAACCGCAUCUUGUUUGAUAAUGACAACGGAAAUUUUACAAACGAUGCUUUACAACGCUUCCGAAAUAUUGCGUGAUCUCGAGUAUGUUAUAUUUGAUGAAGUUCACUACAUAAAUAAUGAAAACCGCGGUCAUGUAUGGGAGGAAAUCGUAAUUUUGUUACCUUCUACUGUGAACAUCGUAAUGCUCUCGGCCACGGUUCCGAAUCCUUUAAUUUUUGCCAAUUGGGUUGGAGGUAUAAAAAAACGUAAAAUGUACGUUAUAAGUACGUUGAAGAGACCUGUGCCGUUGGAACAUUACUUGUAUCUUGGCACUGAUGGAAAAACGAGAAACGAUCGUGUCUUACUCCUCAACUCCGAGGGACAAUUUUUAUUGCACAACUGGUACUCGGCUAAAAGUAUGAAGGACCAAGCGGGUUCAAAACCUGGUCCGGAUGAUGCAAAGUCGAAACAAUCUCUGAGAUGCGCUAAAGAUAAACAGCAUAUGAGAAGACUUACUCCGAAACAAGAAAAAACUAUGUGGGAGUCGUUCAUAUAUCAUCUCAAAGAGAAAGAAAAUAUGCCGGUGGUUGUUUUCACGUUAUCGCGAAAUCGUUGUGAUGCCAACGCAGAUGCUUUGACUUCAGUGAAUUUAACAACUGAAACGGAGAAAGGUCACGUCCGUUCGUUUUUCAAGCGAUGUAUCCAUCGUUUGAACGAGCCGGACCGCGAGCUGCCACAAAUAAAACGAAUGGAGUCUCUGCUGUUGCGAGGCAUCGGAGUCCAUCACAGUGGAAUACUGCCCAUUCUCAAAGAAAUUAUCGAACUUUUAUUCCAGAACGGUGUCGUUAAGUUGCUGUUUGCGACGGAAACAUUCGCGAUGGGAAUAAACAUGCCAGCACGUACGGUGGUGUUCGAUUCGGUGAGGAAGUACGACGGUCGACAAUUCCGUGCGUUGUUACCAACGGAGUAUAUUCAAAUGGCUGGUAGAGCAGGUCGUCGGGGGCACGAUGCGACGGGGACCGUAAUGAUAAUGUGUAAAACGGAGAUACCACAUUUCAUGGAUUUGAAGGCGAUGAUAUGCGGCCAGCCGGAAAAUCUUCAAUCUCAUUUCAAGAUCACAUACGCGAUGGUGUUGAAUUUGCGACGAGUAAGUGAGUCCGUGAGCGUCGAGGACAUGAUGAGAAAAUCGUUCAAAGAGAUGAAAUUGGCGAGCGGUGAAAAAACAUACAGAUCCGAGCUCGAGCGGAUUGAAACGAAGCUGGCGGAAAUGCCGCCACUCGAUGAUUACCAAAAACAGCUUACCGAAUUUUGCGACACCGCGAUCGAGUAUAUCGAAAUCAGAAAACAAGUCCGAGGUCAUUUGCUCAAUGCAAAAAACGCUCUCAAGAGCUUGACCGAAGGACGAGUUCUACUCAUUUCACAUCGCUAUCAUUACAACAAACUGGCUAUGUUGCUCAAUGUGAUUGAAAAAAAUCAUGAAAAACAGUAUCGCGUUUUGAUUCUUGAUAAUCCUUCUGAAAGACUUUCCAACGAUGAUUGGGACGAUGAUGAGAAAAAAAAUCAUUGGUACGAAAUGAUCGCACUCACGAAAGGACAACUCUUCGUUCCCGAUGCGAGUCAAGCGUCUCAUGCUUUUCUGACUAUACCGGGCACGAGCAUUCUAGAGAUUACCAACUGUAAUAUUCGAGUUGAUUGUGGACUCGUAAGAAAAGACUACGAAAAACGACAAAUGGAACGGUUCAGAAAUGAUCCGCCGAGUCAAACUUGUCAAUUAGCGAUCCAAGAACUACUCUCAUUGUCUUUAUUGGCAGUACAAAAUCCUCGAAUUCUCGAGCCGUACGUUCAGUCGACUCUCAAUAACCCAAAUAUGCGCACACAAUUAAAUUACAUGUACAAUUUGGUCGCAAAAUUGUCCAAGUUCAAUUGCACUCAAGUUCCUGACUUUGAGGAACAAUUCGAAAAGGUUUUCUUGCGCAAUGAGCUCGAAAGGGAAAGAGCCGAUUUGAGACUCAAACUCAGCGCCGAAGGUCUUGCCCUUUAUCCAGAAUAUAUCAAUCGUGUGAAUAUCCUCAAAGAUUUGAAUUACAUCGACACUGACGACAGAGUGACUCUGAAAGGACGUGUUGCUUUGGAUAUGGGGACCCAUGAGCUCUUGAUAACGGAGCUCGUAUACAGAAAUCUACUGACCAAUUUGCAUCCCGCAGAAAUAGCAGCUCUCUUGUCAGCGUUGAUCUUUCAGCGUGGCGGUGACAACACGUUGCCGCAACUUCCGCUUUUAAAAGAGAGUUGCCAAAUGAUGGAAUCAGUGAGAGGGGAAAUCGAGCAAAUGGAACAAAAGUAUGGGGUUGAACCGGUGGAACCUUUGAAUUUUGGCCUCGUCGAGGUCGUCUAUGAAUGGGCAAGGGCCGAAUCGUUCGCUAAAAUAAUGGAGCUAACUGAUAUCCAAGAGGGAAUAAUAGUGCGUUGCAUACAACAAUUGAACGAUACACUGCGAGACGUUAAAACUGCCGCGACGAGGAUCGGUGAAACGGUGCUGAAGGAAAAAAUGGAAGAAGCAUCGACGGCGAUCAAAAGAGAUAUCGUUUUUACAGCUUCUUUGUAUACUCAGGAUUGAAAUUUUUUUACACACGUCUUUAUAACGAACAAUUUUAUUCUAUCAGAAUUGUAUAACCGACCAAUUCGCGACGAAAUGUUCAAAAUUCUUGAAAUGUUCUUGCAUUUUUGUAGUACAUGUGAAAAAUUCAGAGAUAUUCAAAUAGAAAAACAAUUUUGAUAAAAAUGCCUUUUGGCUUGAUGAAAAUGGUCAGUUUUGGAAAAAAAAAACAAGAAAAAAUGGUUGUCUCGAAUGUUCCAAAUGAGAAUUUGUUCAGAAAAUCAAUAAAUUAAUUACAUUAUUGAAAAUAAUUAUUCGAAAUGUAAAGAAGAUGUCUGGAUUUCCGGAUAUUUUGAUGUUAAAAUUCUGAUGGAGUAAAAUUUCAGUCGAGGCACGUUCUCGGAAAAAAUACGUCGUGUCGACGAUGAAAAUAUUUUCAACGUGGGGAGCGAUGUCGUGACAAAUAAAAGUGACUCUUUUAA